UGAUUCUCUGUGUUUUUCAGUUGAACAGGUAUCAUUUACGCCAAAAAAGCUCAAUUGGGGGAUCAUGUACUCUUUCGCGAACACCCAGACACCAGCAAGAAUAUUCGCGAAUUGUUUUGACCGCAGCUGCUUUAUGGGUUACAGAAUACAACCAAAACCAUUCAUACCGACAAACACAAGAAUCAAAACGGAGAAAGAUACAGUGACUGAUAAAAUGGCUCCUUCAGUCUCACAGGCUGAAACGCUUCAGGCUCCUCCCUCUUCUCAUUUUCCGGGAUGGGGUAGCUCCUUGAAUCUCCAGGAAUUACAAAUCCAAGGUGCUUCAAAUGAUAACCAAGAAGUUACAUAUUUAUUCCCAGAUACCAUUGCUCUAGAAUCUAUCUGUGAUAAUCAAGAAUCACAAUAUGAAAUAACAUCAAUAAGAGGCUUUGAGAUCUAUAUUGUGGAGCAAUGGGCUUGUGAAAGAAAAUAUGGAACUGUCAUUACAGCAUUCACUGGUGAUAGUGAACAUGAGAUAAAAGUUGGGAAAGUUAAUUUACCACUAGAUACCUCCAAAUGGUCAGAUAAACUGAUGCAUUUUUUCCAAGAAAUUGCAGAAUCUGGAGCAAAGCCUAAGAAAACAGAAGAAGGGUUCUUAUUCAUAACAAAUUUAUCAUCAUUCCCAUCAAAUUUAAAUUUAUUACCAAUUCCAUGUGGUUGUGUACUGGAUACCUGGGAAUAUUUCAAAGUUAAUGUCAAUUUAAGAAGAAUGCACUGUGGUGGUAGAUCUGCUCUGUUGUUAUGCUCACCUUCUGAUGCUAGCGGUGAUAAGUUUCGUCAAAUUUACAAAACACAUCCAAAAGUUGAUGUGAUGUAUGCUGUCAAAGAAUUAGUUAUGCUGGUACAGAUAUGUCUUGUUGAUUUUAAGUUACUAGAUCCAAACUUUGUUGAUGGAUUGCUGUGUGAUAAAACCGUUGAAAAGAUUAAAGAUUGGUGGAGACUAUUUGGUUCCGCAUAUUAUGGCACAACUCCGAAAGAUGGUUUAUUAGGACCAACAACAGUGGCUGCUAUACUAGGAUUUGUUUUGAGUUGUCAUUUCAGAUUAGAUAUUGCAGGAUCUGAUUUUCCAAAGGAACCUUUCAAUUACUUCAGCUUCAGAGUCAAUGUCGGUAAAUUUCAAAAGCAAUACAAUUUGAAAAGAACUUGGUAUUUAGAUCCAAUUACAGUUGAGAAACUCUUCAGGGUUACUACAAAAAUUUCAAACACAGAUAUCUCCAAGUUGAAAAAAGUUGUGAAGUCAACAGUGCAAGAUAUUUCAGGUAAAGGUAGCUCCAUUCAAUAUGCGCCUGAGGUGUUGACACUAGAUUUGGAGAAACUGAUCAAAUAUUUCCAUUGCAGUGCUAGAUUAACAUAUUUAUGGUACGGUAAAGGUGAUAUAAGAGAUAUCAAAGGGUUUGAUUAUCAUGAAAGGGGAAUUCCUGCUUCAAGUUUAAGAUCUGGUGUUGGCAAAAUAAGGAGUCUUCCAAGAAGGCUACAAGAUGAUAAUGUAUCUGAGAAAAGAGCAAAGGAGAGACAAAGCGAAACUUGCAAAGAGGUUGAAGAUGAACCUCAAGAGCAACAACUCUGUCAACAACUAGAUGAAAGAUUUAAGAAACAGAUUAUGAUGAAGAAAAAACUCACCACGGAUGAAUCAUUCAAUAAUGAGCUUCGGAGAAGAUGUUCAUUCCCAUUCAUUAGAAAUGAAAUCAGUGUUGGUCAAAUAGAGUACGAAAAUUUACCAAUUUCAAGAGUGUCCAAUAUAACUACAAACACCAUUAUGAAAAGGUCAAAAAGUUUUUCAUUUGUGGAAAAUUCGCUUUCAAGAUGGGAUUUUGUUCCUUCUCCUUAUAACUUUGGUGAUAAAGUGAAAUCAUUGAAAUCAAAGCUCUACAUUCAUCAACAUUCAACGGAAGAAUUCAAUAAAGUUAAAAAUCAAUAUGCAAAGACUGUCGAAAAAUCACAUAAUGAGUUGGCAAAAUUGAAUCAAAUGGUGAAACCAAUAAACAGACAAUAUGAAAUUCAAACACAAGCCGGUGAAAGAGCCAAAAUGAAAAUGGAAGACAUACAAGCUCUUAGUGCAAGGCUAGAAUAUGAAUUGAGAAUUUUAUCAACAAGAGUUCGUGAUACAGAAGAUAGUGUUGAUCAAUUUGUCUCUAAGGUGCAAUCAUUAGAUAAAUCAAUAUCCGAAUCUAAUGCAUGCCUGAAAUUCAAAUCAAAAGAUUGGGAUGGACAUUCUGAAAACAUUGACGAAAACAACAUGAUGGAAAUUUGUUGGUAUUCGAUUGUAUCUAGAUUUGAUGUGGACAGGUUGAAGCAUUUAUGGAUGAAGUUUGAUCCAAGUUUUGGGUAUGCCAAUUGGAUACGUGAUAAGCUCUUUUGCUCCAAUGAACAACAAGAACAACCAUUACCAAAAACAACUGUUUCAUCUUAUGAAAGUAAGAAACAAGCUGACAAUAAGAAUUCAUUUGUCAACACUGAAAAGGCAAAACAAAAUUAAUGAUUUAAUAAUUUUAAUCAAGGGGAAUAUCAUUGGGUAUAAGGGUAUAGGAUAAUGGAUUUUAUAUAAUAAUGGUCAUUUCUGUAGUCUUUCUAACUUUUGUAUAGCUUGUACCAAUUCCUUCCUUUUACCAUUAUAGUAACCGACAUUGUUUUCUUUUGAAAUUAAUUCUUGUUCAAAAUCUCGAAGAAUCACUAGCAAUGUAUC
This is a messenger RNA of Hansenula anomala, 2722 nucleotides long. RefSeq lists its product as uncharacterized. Gene Ontology annotation, cellular component: Sin3-type complex. The record is from RefSeq and is a predicted model, not a curated record. The transcript has a single exon. The coding region runs from base 215 to 2515 and encodes 766 amino acids. NCBI's taxonomy places the organism in Eukaryota, Fungi, Ascomycota, Saccharomycetes, Phaffomycetales, Wickerhamomycetaceae.